AUGGAACAGAACAGAAUAGAAAGAUUACGUUCAAAAUACAUAGGACUUCACUCCUCUCGAUUCCAAUCCUGCUUUAUUACUCGCAGCGAUACCCCUUCAGUUUAUUACGCAAAAGGUAGCUAUGUAUGCAAGCGCAAUGCAGAAAGCUUAGACGAGAUUUAUUCCUUUAAAGCUCAUGACACAUCAAUUAUGGUGCUUCUCCCAAUCCCUAUUCUAAAUCCAACUCACUUAAUUUCACUUACAUAUUCAGGAGAUAUGGGUUUAUACACACUAGAGGGUUCUCUUCUUCACUAUUUGGAAAUUGAAAACCAAAAUCAAGGUUUUCAAAAAAUUCUCACUCCCUCUCAAUCUGAGCAAAAAAUUUUUUGAUUUAUAAUGAUAAUUAUUAUAAUGAAUCUCUUGCUAAUUCCGUUGAAUUUUAAACUGCUUGCAUUUUAAAACAUAAAUUAAAUUAUUUUCGCGAAUCAGGAUUUUUUUAAAUUGAAAAAAAUACUACGAAAUAAUUUUUUUUUUAAAAAAAAAAUUAGAACCCCUCAUAAGCGGGCAAUUUUUUUUUGACAACUCACGAAGGGGGAGUCAGACAUGGCUGCACCAAUAAUCUUGGAACUUUAUUAGCAACAAUUUCGCUAUAUGGGAACUAUAAUGGCAUUAUUGAAGUCUGAAAAGUCAGCAUUGAUCAAGGGUUUUCAAAAAUUUUGACAUUUAGAGGGAACUAUAAAAAUUGUGAAUUUUCGCAUCUGGAUCAUUUAUUUAUGUUAAGAGAAACAGCUAUUGAUGAUGGAGCACCAUUAAGCCAGCAUCAAAGUGAUUUACCGAUUUCUGAAGAAAACGCACUUGUUGAUUUUUUAUUAGAAGAAGAAAAUGAGCCAAUUGAGGAAUAUCAAGAAAGGAUAGGAAAAAGGCAUCAAAAGGUGAUAAGCUACUACAUUUCUUUAACAAAAAAUUUAGAAGGCAACAUAGAGCAGGAUUUUAUUUUUUAUCCAUGCUAUGCAAGGGUAAGUUGCAUAAAGUCAAACCACCUUGGCCAAGUUGUCCUUGGAUUUUUGACCAGAAUGAUCGUUGUCUGAGACAUAGAAACCUUGACACCUCUUCAUACACUUCAUAUGGAAGGCAAUGGCUCUAUCUCAUGCAUUGAAUUUAUUGGCACAAAUGUAUAUUUUUCACCUCUAUCUGAAUAUUUUUGUAGGUUUUCAAUUAAUCAGCCUCAGUUUGAAAAAUUGUUUGAUGUAAAAAAUGGGUCUUAUCCUGAGCUUUAUAUUGUUAGGACAAACCAAGAGUGGAUAAAUAGAACGACUUGAUAUUAUGGCUGGGUAGUGCCUGAGGUUACUCUUAUUGGGUUUAAUGAAAAUGGAAUAUCAAAUGCAAGGUUUAAGAAUUUUUUAGAGGGUGGAGAAAUUAUUGAAAGUAAGCAUAUUAAUUUGUUUAAGGUUACGUGUUGUGGGCUGUCGAUUAAUCCUCAAGGAACUCAUGUAGCGGUUGGAGACUUUGAUGGUAGUGUUAUGAUAUUUACAUUAGAUAACGGUACACUUGUAACAAGAACGCAUGUUAAUACUAGUGUUCGAUGCAUUGAAUGGGACUUAGAAGGAAUAAAUCUUUACAUUGGAACUCUAGAUGGACAAAUAAUCUUCAUAUCCAACGUGCUCGGCCAAAUUCAAGAGCCAAUUACAUUAGUUACAGUUGAAGAAAGCGUAAUCUGCAUGAGCUGAAAAGAAGCACCAAUCAAAAACCUUAUGGCUGUAGGGACAACCAAAGGCGACCUUUUCAUCUUCACAUACCAAGAUGGCAUUCUUUAUAAAGAGCAGAAGAUUCUGGCCCAUGAUAAACAAGAAUGAAACGAUGAUGCCAAAUUUGGAUCUUUAUCCUUAUUCAGCGAAAUUUGGACCUUAGCCUGAUCUCCAAGCUCUUCAGAAAUACUUGCAACUGGUUCUGAAGACCAAACUGUAUCAGUUUGGAAUUGGAAAACUAGUGAAUGUUUAGUUACUCUUCCAAAACACAAAAGAGCUGUCACUGGGGUCCGAUGGGCGGCUAUAUCUGAAACCAAUAUAAAAGGCAGCAUAUUAACAGAAAUUUUCGUAACUUGUUCUGACGACCAAAGUCUAAGACUAUAUGACCCCAAAGCCUGAACAAUGCUUCAUGUUUUUAAUACCAGCAUCAUCAAAGAAUGGCACACAGUCACCUACGCUUCAAUAGACGCAGUAAAAUCCCGUGUUGCCUGUGUAACUCAAAACGGAAACCUAUUCAUCAUAAAUUUAAGCACCCUAGACUACGACUUUAUAGGAAGAAUCCACAAUGGCUCAAUUGAAGGCUUAGACUGGAAAGGUGGCUACAUCGCUACCUGCUCUGCCGAAGUGUUAGCUUGCAUUAUAGAAAUUUAA
Messenger RNA from Blepharisma stoltei, 2375 nucleotides. The record is from the annotation of a GenBank genome assembly. Lineage: Eukaryota; Ciliophora; Heterotrichea; Heterotrichida; Blepharismidae.